Molecule: messenger RNA, 366 nt
Organism: Psilocybe cubensis
Lineage: Eukaryota; Fungi; Basidiomycota; Agaricomycetes; Agaricales; Agrocybaceae
Exons: 4
Coding region: 1-366 (121 amino acids)
Source: RefSeq, a predicted model, not a curated record
AUGUUACGGAUCUCAGCGAGGCCUUCUGGCCUGCUACUUAUCAUCCGAAUUGAAAUUGUCAUCGGUGGUUCUUGGUUCUCCAAUCUAGCUGAACUUAACCAGUAUCCGCACUGUUGCAAUUGCUCCAAGGUUACUCAGGAUAAGUUGGAACUCCAGGGCCGGCCACAUACGCUAUCCUUGUGUCCUUAUGGAUGCGACUUUCCGCCAAUAUCUGUGAUUCAACUAUCAUAUUUCAGUUUCGAUCCAACCCUGUUUGAAAGCCUCGAUGGCCACAUCCUACAAGCAAUUACAGCCAUCGCUGGAUCCAUUACCAUUGAAUGGCUUUGCACAAACAGUCACUGCUUUAGCUUUCGAUCCUGUGUCUGA